This is a messenger RNA of Nelumbo nucifera (sacred lotus), 2712 nucleotides long. RefSeq names its product mitochondrial Rho GTPase 1-like. The record is from RefSeq and is a predicted model, not a curated record. NCBI's taxonomy places the organism in Eukaryota, Viridiplantae, Streptophyta, Magnoliopsida, Proteales, Nelumbonaceae. Gene Ontology annotation, cellular component: mitochondrial outer membrane. Gene Ontology annotation, biological process: mitochondrion organization. Gene Ontology annotation, molecular function: calcium ion binding; GTPase activity; GTP binding.
GUUGAUUUUUGAAGUUCUUAUACAAGGAGGAUUCCAUUUAAUCCCUAGGGGACAGACGAUGUGGACUCUAGCCGAAUGCCCGAACCAAGCCCCGGCCUGGGCUAUCUCUGUUGUAUUUGCAGCUGCUAAAUCCGGUCCAGCCCAUGAUCACCCAUUCACCCUUCCCUUCGGCGGUUUUUGGAGUUUUCCGUUAAUUUAUUAAAAAUAAAAUAAAAACAUUUAUGUUCUAAGCGCUCGUUAUUUCAUCGGUGCAAAAUUUUAGCUUUUUUUCUGCAAGCAUUCGUAGCUUCCGGCGUGUGGUUUAGGGUUUGGGCGGCUUAUUCAACCGUCGAGGAAUCGUUUGAAGCCUUUUAAGCUAAAGAAAUUAGCGUUUCUAGAUAUUAUCUGUUUGAUCGGUUAAGCUUACAUAAGAUCUUAUUCAUUCCAACGGUGCUCCCUCAGUUUUAAUGGCCGGGUCUGCUGGAAAUUUAAGCUUGGGCGGUCGAACCAAUGUUCGUAUCGUCGUUGUCGGAGAUCCCGGUACCGGGAAAUCGAGCUUGAUUGUGACAGCUGCAGCUGAGGCGUUUCCCAGCAAUGUUCCACCAGUAUUGCCGCCAACGCGGUUGCCGGCAGAUUUCUAUCCUGAUCGCGUGCCGCUUACAAUCAUCGAUACAUCAUCAAGCUAUAACAGUAUAGGUAAGCUGUUUGAAGAAUUGAAGCAUGCUGAUGCUGUGGUACUGACUUAUGCAUGCGAUCGGCCUGAAACACUCGAUCGAUUGAGCACAUUCUGGCUCCCAGAACUGCGUCGUCUUGAGGUAAAGGUUCCGGUGAUUGUGGUUGGUUGCAAGCUGGAUCUGAGAGACGAUAAUCAGCAGGUUAGCCUGGAGCAGGUGAUGUCCCCUAUCAUGCAACAGUUUCGGGAAAUUGAGACCUGUAUAGAAUGUUCUGCGGUUAACCAAAUUCAGGUACCUGAGGUUUUCUACUAUGCUCAGAAAGCAGUGCUUCAUCCCACAGCCCCACUAUUUGAUCAAGAAACGCAGACCCUAAAGCCUCGGUGUGUCAGGGCUUUGAAACGCAUAUUUAUUUUAUGUGAUCAUGACAGGGAUGGUGCUCUGAGUGACGCAGAGUUGAAUGAUUUUCAGGUGAAAUGCUUUAAUGCUCCUCUGCAACCAUCUGAAAUUGUGGGUGUUAAGAGGGUUGUUCAAGAGAAGCUGCCAGAAGGGGUGAACAGCCGUGGUCUUACCUUGACUGGUUUCCUUUUUCUCCAUGCACUUUUCAUAGAAAAAGGGCGCCUUGAGACAACAUGGACUGUUCUGAGGAAAUUUGGAUAUGAUAAUGAUAUUAAACUAAGGGAUGAUCUAUUUCCUGUUUCAUUCAAACGAGCUCCUGAUCAGAGUGUAGAACUGACAAUUGAAGCUGUGGAGUUUCUGAAGGGGAUCUUUAACUUGUUCGAUAUUGAUGGUGAUGGGGCCUUGCGACCUGCUGAGCUUGAUGAUCUCUUUUCAACUUCACCUGAAAGUCCUUGGGGAGAAGCUCCAUAUAAGGAUGCUGCAGAGAAGACUGCACUAGAUGGGUUAUCACUUGAUGGAUUUCUGUCUGAGUGGGCCCUUAUGACACUACUGGAUCCAGCUUGUACUCUUGCUAAUUUAAUAUACAUUGGAUAUGUUGGCGAUCCUGCUUCAGCACUUCGUAUAACUAGGCGGAGACGGUUGGACCGGAAGAAACAGCAAUCAGAAAGAAGUGUGUUCCAGUGCUUUGUCUUUGGGCCUAAAAAUGCUGGGAAAUCUGCAUUGUUAAAUUCAUUUCUUGGAAGGCCAUUCUCUGAAAACUAUUCUCCAACAAUUAGUGACCGCUAUACUGUGAAUGUUGUUGAUCAGCUUGGGGGAGGAAAAAAGACCCUGAUAUUGCGGGAAAUUCCAGAAGAUGGAGUCAAAACUCUGCUGUCUAAUAAAGAGUCUCUGGCAGCAUGUGACAUAGCGAUAUUUGUCCAUGACAGUUCUGAUGAAAGUUCUUGGAGGAAAGCAACUGAAUUGCUUUUAGAAGUUGCUAGUCAUGGAGAGGACAGUGGCUUUGAGGUGCCUUGCCUCAUUGUUGCAGCUAAGGAUGAUCUUGAUCCAUACCCACUGGCUAUACAAGAUUCCACGAGGGUUAGUCAAGACAUGGGAAUAGAUGCACCCAUCCCUGUGAGCAUGAAGUUAGGAGAUUUCAAUAGUAUAUUUCGUAGGAUUAUAAGUGCAGCAGAACACCCUAAUUUGAGCAUUCCUGAGACUGAAGCUGGUAGAAACCGCAAGCAUUAUCAUCAACUUGUUAACCGUUCUCUGAUGUUUGUUUCAGUUGGGGCCGCAGUCGCUAUUGUAGGACUCGCUGCUUAUCGUGUCUAUGCUGCAAGGAAGAGCGCUUCUGGUUAAGGAUGGAGCCUGUUAGCUGCUGAUGACUGAUGUUGCAGCACCACAUUUACUUUGCUGGUCUUGCAUUUAGAUCACCACCGCUUCAUUCGUCUUGUUUGGAGUUCAUGGCAUGUUAAUGUACAGGGUUCUUGCAAUUUUCAUCCUGGCAGGAGAUGCCAGUUUUCCUGGUAUUUAAUAUUUAUUAAAUUUUCCCCUCUUCGUAUUUUCCUUCUAUUUUAAAGCUUCUCCUUGUUUUUGUUCUAGGGGAGCUUCUUGAUUAUCAAAUGGUUCAUUUUUAAAUCAAUCGCAUCAUUACAAAUGGAUAACCACCCAUCUUUUUGUCUCA